This is a messenger RNA of Capronia coronata CBS 617.96, 2058 nucleotides long. Its product is annotated as serine palmitoyltransferase. Gene Ontology annotation, biological process: sphingosine biosynthetic process; ceramide biosynthetic process. The transcript has a single exon. The coding region runs from base 1 to 2058 and encodes 685 amino acids. Gene Ontology annotation, cellular component: serine palmitoyltransferase complex. The record is from RefSeq and is a predicted model, not a curated record. Gene Ontology annotation, molecular function: serine C-palmitoyltransferase activity; pyridoxal phosphate binding. Lineage: Eukaryota; Fungi; Ascomycota; Eurotiomycetes; Chaetothyriales; Herpotrichiellaceae.
AUGCCUCGUCGUGUGUCCAACGCCCCCCUAAGCAGUUCACCUCCGACCCCUUGGCCGUCCUUUUCGCCGACGGAAAAGGGCGGCAGCCUCGUUAGCAAAACUUCGCAGAAAGCUAGCAAGAUCGCUCAAUUCUUUUCCACGUCGCCAAAGACAAAAGAAGCACAAUCAGCCGCAGCUGCGCUGCUCGCAGCAAGCAAAGCUCAAGAGCAGGCCUUUCUAGCUUCUGGGACUCCUAUGCCUAGUGUACCAUCGCUUUCAUUACCGAGUAUCUCCCUGUCGACCGCUCGUGCCGAUUCAGCCAACAUGGACGAACCACCCACCACUCUUUUUCAACCACCAUCCCCGGCCGAGACCAGAAAAAUGGCAAAACAACAUGCCCAGUUUGGGCCACUGAUUUCUCAGUCGCAUCGGUACAUGAGCAGACACCCUGGCGGCGAGUUUCCCGAUCCUAUCAUGGACGAACCACCCUACUACUAUCUCUUGACCACCUACAUUUCUUAUCUGAUCCUUAUCAUAUUUGGGCACGUCCGAGACUUCUUUGGUAUGAGGCUCAAGGAGGACAACUACAGACACCUCAAAGCGCGGAAUGGCUAUGCUGCACUCAACAGUGACUUUGACAACUUUUAUGUCCGUCGUCUGAAAAUGCGCAUCAAUGAUUGUUUCAACAGACCGACCACCGGCGUUCCGGGACGCUACAUCACUUUAUUGGAUCGCACAUCUGACGAUGGCAAUGUCCACUUCACCCUGACGGGAACGACCACCGAAACCCUGAACAUGAGUUCUUACAACUAUCUUGGCUUUGCGCAGUCCGAAGGUCCCUGUGCCGAUUCCGUGGAGGAGGUAAUUAAGAAGUACGGCCUGUCCACAAGCAGUGCCAGGAGUGAAGUUGGUACCUCCGAGCUUGCUGUGGAAUGCGAGGAACUCGUUGCCGAAUUUGUGGGAAAGCAAUCCUCCAUGGUCUUCUCCAUGGGAUUCGGUACCAACGCUGCAAUCUUUCCGGCUCUUGUAGGGAAGGGCGAUCUGAUCAUUUCUGAUGAACUUAACCAUGCUUCAAUUCGGUUCGGGUCAAGACUCUCCGGUGCUAUGAUUGCCUCUUUCAAGCACAACGACAUGGCCGAGCUGGAGACCAAACUUCGUGAGGCGAUCUCCCAGGGCCAACCUCGGACCCAUCGUCCCUGGAAGAAAAUCCUGGUCGUGGUUGAAGGUCUUUACUCCAUGGAGGGCACGAUGUGCAACUUGCCAGGCCUGGUGAGACUGAAGAAACGAUACAAGUUUAACCUUUUCGUCGACGAAGCUCAUUCGAUUGGUGCCCUGGGGCCCCGUGGAAGAGGUGUCUGCGAUUACUUUGGCAUUGAUCCGUCGGAAGUGGACAUCCUCAUGGGAACACUCACAAAGUCCUUUGGCGCCAACGGCGGCUACGUUGCCGGCGACAAGGCUGCCAUCGACAAGUUACGUCUUUCCAAUGCGGGUACGGUAUAUGGCGAGACCCCCGCCCCGGCCGUACUGGCACAGAUCAUUGCCGCCCUCAAGCUCAUGAACGGAGAACUGAUCCCGGGGCAAGGCGAGGAACGUCUGCAGAGAAUUGCGUUCAACUCGCGCUACCUGCGCCUCGGGUUGAAACGACUUGGGUUCAUCGUUUAUGGUCAUGACGAUUCACCUAUCAUUCCAGUGAUGCUUUACAACCCGGCGAAAAUGCCUGCUUUCUCUCAUGAGAUGCUCAAGCGCAAGAUCUCAGUCGUCGUAGUGGGUUAUCCGGCUACGCCGUUGAUUUCGUCUCGUGCUCGGUUCUGUGUUUCGGCAGCCCACAACAAGGACGAUCUCGACCGCCUCCUGGCCGCCUGCGACGAGAUUGGAAAUGUCCUCCAGCUGAAGUUCUCCAGUGGUAUCGCCGGGGGUGCUCCUCCUCUAGCUGAAGGAAUCAGUUGGGAAAUGGAACAGAGCCGGAAACGAUUGGAAAAGCAUGACAAGGUUGCCAAGUCCCUUGUCCACAUCCCUCGAUGGAACUUGGAGGAAGUUCUUAAGCGCGGUGUCCAGGACGUCAAGGUUCCUUUACGAUAG